AUGGUUCGGAAGUCCAAGGACGGAUGGCGAAUGUGUCAAGACUACACUGACUUGAACAAGGCCUGCCCAAAGGAUAGCUUCCAGUUGCCCAGGAUCGACCAGCUUGUGGACGCAACUGCUGGUCACGAGCUGCUAAGCUUCAUGGACGCUUACUCGGGAUACAACCAGAUAUUUAUGAACCCUGCCGAUAGCGAGCAUACGACAUUAAUUACAGACAGAGGGUUGUACUGCUAUAAUGUCAUGUCGUUCGGCCUGAAGAACGCCGGGGCAACAUAUCAAAGGCUCGUCAACCGAAUCUUUGCCAAACAUAUUGGCAGCAUCAUGGAAGUAUAUGUCGACGAUAUGUUGGUAAAAAGCCGGACGACAGAGGAGCACCUCCACAAUCUGACUCUCAUGUUCGGUAUACUAAAGGACUACCGAAUGAGACUUAAUCAGACGAAAUGCGCCUUCGGUGUAUCUUCAUGA
Messenger RNA from Prunus armeniaca (apricot), 465 nucleotides. The record is from the annotation of a GenBank genome assembly. NCBI's taxonomy places the organism in Eukaryota, Viridiplantae, Streptophyta, Magnoliopsida, Rosales, Rosaceae.